Messenger RNA from Octodon degus (degu), 735 nucleotides. RefSeq names its product C-C motif chemokine 3-like. Gene Ontology annotation, biological process: cellular response to type II interferon; positive regulation of ERK1 and ERK2 cascade; cellular response to tumor necrosis factor. The transcript is spliced from 3 exons. Bases 116 to 460 code for a protein of 114 amino acids. The record is from RefSeq and is a predicted model, not a curated record. NCBI's taxonomy places the organism in Eukaryota, Metazoa, Chordata, Mammalia, Rodentia, Octodontidae. Gene Ontology annotation, molecular function: CCR chemokine receptor binding; chemokine activity. Gene Ontology annotation, cellular component: extracellular region.
UUGCCUGGGGCUGCACAUAAAAGGAAAGAGCUAGCUCAGAUCCUAGGAGGCUAGCAGAAGUGAUCCUAAAGCCCCAACUCAGCCCUGCCCACACUCCUUCUGCCUGCCCAGCGUCAUGAAGGCCCUCACGGUUGCCCUUGUGGUCUUCCUCUGCACAAUGAUGCUCUGCUCUUCUGAAAAAGUUAAGAUUCAGAACCUGCCUGCCUGCUGCAUCUCCUUCACCUCCCGUCCGAUCCCCCGAAAACUUGUGGUAGCCUAUUUUAGGACCAGCAGCAUGUGCUCUACAGAUGGUGUCAUCUUCCUCAUCAAAAAAGGCACAUCUAUAUGUGCCAAUCCCCGAGACUCCUGGGUCCAGGACUACAUCAGGGACCUGGAGGCGAGUUCUUUGAAUGGUCCAGCAGGAACCCGUGAGACAUUCUGGAAGAUGGACGGCCAAGAGGAUGUAACUGCAGCCCCAUAGGCUGUCUCUCCCAUUGGUCCCUCCCCCUCCGUCAACCACACUCUGAAGCCUUUCUUAAUUUAAUUAAGCAAUUAAAAUUUUACAUCAUGUUAUUUAACCUCCUGAUGUUUCCUCUGAGAGGCGAAAGGACAUCCUCUUAUUCCUGGUUCCCUUCCCAGUCAUGCAUACAGUGAGCAAUGAUAGUUAUGCUGAAAGACUGGGGUCCUCAAUCCAGGAUACAACCAAAUCCAUCAGCAGAUGCUCACUGAGUUUUUAGGGACCUUUUACUGUAUUCA